UCAACAAGCAGCAGACAUCCUGCAACUCUGUCGUCAUGGAGAAGGAGGGUUUUAUCGAGACUGUAGACAAGCUUACAUCAGAUAUAAAGCUAGUGGUGAUCUGCACAGAUGCUAAUGCCCAGAUUGCACCCAUUAUGAACCCAGGCGAAGGCAGAUCCAAGGUCCUUGGAAUUUAUCACAGUCUGGACAUGUGGCAUGGUGCCAAGAACCUGGUCAAAAAAAAUAGCUGCUGCACCUUGGGUUGGUAUCAUGUACAAUGUCUGUGACAUUCACACCCGGAUUACGGGAAGGCGUCAACAUCGGCACCUGGAAGAAACACAUGGAAAGGCGUGGAUCCAGAGAGCUUCCAUGUGCCACAAAGCUUUAGUGGACAUUGUUCUUAAUAAGUGUUGGCUGAAGGGUGCGCACAAAUACCUGUGCUUCAGAUCAACUGCGGACCUAGAGGCAUUCCAGAAUCAUAUAUUGAUGUAUGCCAGCAAGCGCUUCAGUUUCAGUUCCCCAGUUUAUGAGGCAAGAGUUCUGCUUGAUGCACUGGAUCAUAACUUCCACAUGAACCAACCACCUAUGAAAACCGCAGAAGGCAAAGAGAUUUUCAGAAGGCUGUACAAGAAAAACUGCAGAAGACACAGGUUAUACGCCGUAAAAUCUGGAAAAAUCUACGGAUACAUCUCUGAGUUGCAAGCAAGGAUUGGAAAGAGGAGAAUCAAAAGUGGAGUAGGGAUGCCUAAAAAGAAGACAGUGUUCCCUGCAGAUGUCCACCAGCCGUUGGUGAUUAAAGAAGAGGUUCCCACUGAGUGGAGCCCCAGUCUGGACCAGGAGGACCCAGAGCCCCUACACAUAAAAGAAGAACAGGAGGAACUCUGGACCAGUCAGGAGGGAGAGCAGCUUAAUGGGCUGGAGGAGGCUGAUAUCACCAGGUUCCCAUUCACUGCUAUUACUGUGAAGAGUGAAGAUGAGGAAGAGAAACCUCAGUCUCCACAGCUUCAUCGAAGCCAAACUGAGGACAACAGAGAGGCAGAGCCUUCAGCCAGCAGCUCAGCUACGCAGAUAAAAACAGAAACUGAUGGAGGAUCAGAACCUGCUGGGAACCUUGAUCCAGAUAGUCAUUUACAACCAGAUACUGCUGAAAAAGCUUCAGACACUGAAGUCAGUGAAAAUGACUGGCAAGAACCUUUGUCAGAUUCUGAAGCUGAAACUGAAGACAGUGACAAUGGUUGGAAGGAGACCAGAGCACCUGAGUCAGGUGUAAAUGCUCUGAAAUAUAAGGAAGCUCCUGUAAGUGAUGCAGGAUGUAAUGCUGGGAAAGAAUCUUUUAGCUGCUUUGAAUGUGAUAAACAAUAUCAACACAAGGGGUCUCUUCAGAGACACAUGAUGUGUGAUUUAGGAAAAGGGUCCUCUAGUUGUGUGUUUAAUCAGAAAUGUUUCAGAGUGAAGCAAAAUGUAGAUUCACAGAUGAGAAUCCACACAGGAGAAAAACUAUUUGGCUGUGAUGUUUGUGGUAAAAGAUUUACACUCCAGGGCAAUCUUAGGAGACACAUGAUAGUGCACACAGGAGAGAAACCGUUUGGCUGUGAUGUUUGUGGUAAAAGAUUUAACCAGCAGCCACAUCUUAAGAAACACACGCGAAUCCACACAGGAGAGAGUUCAUUUGGCCGUGAUGUCUGUGGGAAGAAAUGUACAGAGCAGGGAAAUAUUAAGACACACAUGAGAGUCCACACAGGAGAGAAACCAUUUAGCUGUGAUCUUUGUGGGACAAGAUUUGCACAACAUGGAACUCUUAAGAGACACAUGGGAGUCCACACAGGAGAGAAACCAUUUGGCUGUGAUGUUUGUGGAAUGAAAUGUACAGAACAGGGAAAUCUUAAGAGGCACAUGAUAGUUCACACAGGAGAGAAACCAUUUAGCUGUGAUCUUUGUGGGAGGAGAUUUACACAACAUGGAACUCUUAAGAGACAUAUGAGACUGCACACAGGAGAGAAACCAUUUGGCUGUGAUGUUUGUGGUAAAACAUUUAACCAGCAGCCACAUCUUAGCAGACACAUGAGAGUCCACACAGGAGAGAAACCAUUUGGCUGUGAUGUUUGUGGGAAGAAAUUUACAGAAAAGGGAAGUCUUAAGUCACACAUGAGAGUCCACACAGGAGAGAAACCGUUUGGCUGUGAUGUUUGUGGGAAGAGAUUAACAGAACAGGGAAGUCUGAAGAGACACAUGAGACUCCACACAAGAUAGAAGAUGUUCACUAAGUACAUUUGUGAGAACCAAAGCAGUCUUUAUAGUCUUUUAAUGUUUUGCUGAAUUUUCUUUCUCUUCUCUAUAUUUUUAAAUGUCUAACAAAUAUUAGGUAAAAUGCUGCUUACUGCCUACUGAAACCACCUAUGUAGACAAAUUAUUAUUAUUAAUUAAUAAUUAAUAAUUAAUUAUUAUUUCUAAAUGCUCCCUUUAAAUGAAGUUGUUUGUAAUGUAGAGGGUAUGGAACAAGUGUGGGAAAUGUACGUUGCUUAUUAUGGGGAAAGUGGAGAUGGUAUUUAAUUGCCAAAUCCUAUAAAUUACUAAUUUAACAUUAGUAAUUGAUGGUAUUUUUUGUCUACAGGCAAGCCUACAGUUUAACAAAUAUGACCAAUGAAGUCUGACCCAUGACAAUCACCAUAGCAUUAGCCAUUUUUAGCAUGGAUAACAACUCUAGGCAUAUUUGCCAUGGAGGGGUCUUAACGGGGUGGGCUUACCUGCACCAGGGUUCCCCUUUUCACAUUGAUAAUAAGCUGGAAAAUCAAUGAUGAAAUAUAAAGAAUGAAAUAUACCCAAUUUUGUCAUAGUUGAGGAGGAGCCAGAGAAGUCUGUUUAACUGCAUUUUGAUAUAGUUUGUGUUUUUAAAAAAUUUUAUUGGUGUUUGUCAUUUGAUAUUUGUUAUUAUUAUUAUUAGUCAACAAAAACUAAUAACAUUUCAGUCUAGCUUUUAUCAUUGAAAUAUUUUCCAAAAUGUAUGCAUAUAUCCAAAAGUGAGCAGAGUAAUCCAAAAUCAACGGAAACAGGACACAGAGUACAGAAAGAACACUCAGCUGAUGAGGACACAACAAAGAGAUAACAGAACUGAGGGCUUAAAUACUGACACAGAACAACACACAGCCAGGGUAAACAAGCACAGGUGAGACACAGAUGUGACACAUGAUUUAAUAAAUAGAAAGCCAAAAUCAUAACAGGCUUAACCAAGAAUAAAACAGGAAAUAAUAACACUAAAACUCAAACCAUGACAGAACCAUAACACUACUCAUGCAAAGAGGGCAUCAGUAUUUGAACCUGAAUCCCUAGCCCAGUUGUAGCACUCCUAGCAAAACAGGCCACCUAACAAAUACACAGCUUCUGGCUAAGCCAGAGCUGAAGGAAUUUAGCACAAAGCUAACAGAACAUUUGUAACAACAGUACAACAAGGAUAAAUUAGCACAAGGUUAUCACAAAGCGUUCUCACAGACAUGUGGCACUGAAGCAAGUUAUUCAGGAAUGACCGCUGCCUAGAACGGCAGUCUGAGCACACUAUUUAACCGGAAGGCGAUCUUGACUGAAGUGUCCUGAUUGGAGAUGUCAGUAGCCAUGUUUCCAUCUAAUUGUCAUGCGAAUUUUAAGCGUACUUUUGAAAUGUCGCAAAAAAGUAACCGAGAAAUAUGUGCGUUUCCAUCAGCUGGUUUGGAGUGAAUAAACCAGGCUACGGCAAGCGUAGUUACGUCAGUAGUUGAUGUUACACGUGGCUGUAAUAAACAAGACGUAUGGGUUCCAAACCAGAAACAAAACUAGUCGCAUGAACCUGAUGGCCGCUGAUCUUAGAAAGAUGGAGAGAGGUCCUCAGAAAUGUGCUUCAAGCGGGAAAGUUGCUACCAGCCAUGUCUCUGCACGCUAUGGGAAUAUCCGGUGAUAUGCAGAGUUUUGCAUGCCUGCCGAGAAUUGCAUG
Molecule: messenger RNA, 3940 nt
Organism: Micropterus salmoides (largemouth bass)
Lineage: Eukaryota; Metazoa; Chordata; Actinopteri; Centrarchiformes; Centrarchidae
Product: zinc finger protein 436-like
Exons: 6
Coding region: 196-2229 (677 amino acids)
Biological process (GO): regulation of transcription by RNA polymerase II
Molecular function (GO): RNA polymerase II cis-regulatory region sequence-specific DNA binding; DNA-binding transcription factor activity
Source: RefSeq, a predicted model, not a curated record